Meloidogyne enterolobii is the source of this 783-nucleotide messenger RNA. The record is from the annotation of a GenBank genome assembly. Lineage: Eukaryota; Metazoa; Nematoda; Chromadorea; Rhabditida; Meloidogynidae.
AUGUUUUUCAUCACAAGAUUUUUAUAUAUUUUAAAUAUUAUUGGGCAAAUCCGAAUAAUGAAUCAUUUUCUAGGACAAAAUACUCUAUUUUGGGGGGCUCACAUAUUAUCUGAUGUGAUUAGUGGAAGGGAUUGGGAAUUAAGUGGGAAUUUCCCUAGAGUUGCUUUAUGCGAUUUUACUAUAAGAACACUAUCAAAUAUUCAACGUUAUUCUAUUCAAUGUGUUUUAAUGUUAAAUAUGUUUAAUGAAAAAAUAUUUUUAUUUCUUUAUUGUUGGUUAAUUUUGGUUGGAAUAUUAACUACAAUAGACACUAUAAACUGGAUAUUAAAUACACGUGUUGCCAGUCGAAGAAUUUUUUAUUUUCGCAAAUUCAUCCCUUCUGUCGCCGUAGAAGAACGUUACAUAUUCCUCGAGUUUAGUAACAAAAUGAUUCGGGCUGAUGGAACAAUGCUUUUACGGAUGCUUAGUGCAAAUGGAGGGGAACUAUUCACCCAGGAAGUGUUAAACAUUCUCUGGCUAAAUUAUAGAAAACACGUUCAAUUACGUCAAGUAAUGUCUUAUAAGAGAGAGAAUGUUUCUUUAAAUAGUUUUGGAAGUUUUGAUAGUAUUCAAACAAACAGUAAUAAAUUAAAUGUUUUGGAAAAACAUAGGCGAAAUAAAUGUUUAACAAACAAAAACAACAAUGAACAAACAUCGUCUAUGUUUGUAGAAAAACAUGAGAAUAACGAAGAAAUAUUAAAUGAAACAGUAAAUGUUGAACUUGAAAAUAAAGAGAAAAAAUAG